AGCGACACGUGAGCAGCUUCAGUCAACAUGGCGAUGCCCGUCAGUGUUGCUCGUUUCUGUCGCCUGGCAGGACGGACUCUGUCCUCCCUGUCAGCGAGACACAGGCGGGCUGUCAGCCUGCCAGCCAGGCCGUGCUUCAUCUCCUCCUCGACCAGGAACCGCGUGGAGUUCAGACUGGACGAGCGCACGGCUCACAGCAGCCUGGACCUCUUCAAGAAAGACACCGGCAUCAUCUACCGCAUUCUGGGCCUAGACCCCACCCAGGUCCAGGACAACCCCGAGCGCUUCAAGGAGUGGGCCGUGGUGCUGGGCGACACGAGGCUCGACGGCGGGCGACACUACUGGGAGGUCACGGUCAAGAAGUCCCACGAGUUCCGCGUGGGGGUGGCGGAGGCGUUGAUGUCCAGAGACGAGUGCGUCGGCACCAACAGCUCGUCCUGGGUGUUCGGCUACGCUCAGAGGAAGUGGUUCGCCAUGACCAACGGCAAGAUGGUUCCAGUUACCCUGGUGGGAAAGCCAGACCGAGUGGGGAUCCUGCUCGACUACGAAGCGGGCCUCCUGGCUCUGGUGGACAUUGAGAAGCCCCGGAUCAUUCACUCGCUCAGAGCUCAGUUCAGUUCUUCCCUCUGCCCUGCGUUUGGACUGUGGGACGGGGAGCUGCUCACACACUCUGGUCUGGAGGAACCUGAGGGCCUGAAGUGAUCAGGAUCAACAGAGAUCAUGUGUUUUGGUCUUACGGGGUCACUGGACUGGGUUUGUAAUCUUUGAUGGCUCUUAUCAGGAAUUGUGAUCAAAGAACUGUUCAGGAAAAAAAAAGCAAUAUCUUCAAAGGAAAUCAUUUAAAGCUUCAUGAAGCUGAUGGUUUCCCUCUGUGCUCUUUAAUCAUCAUGAUGCCAAAUCAUUCUGAGCAGGAGAUCAAACCUCAAAGACAUCUGAUCUUGUCUUUUUGUAACAAAGACUGUUUGUUGUUUGAGCUGCAUGUUUUACCUCAGACUAACUGUGUGUGUGGUUGGACCUGCCAGGGUCUUUUUACACUGAACGUUGUGGCAUUUCUAACUUUAAGCUCAAAUCAGCACAAAACAUCUGUCAAUGUCAUAUUCUUCAUGUAUUGUUUAAUAAAAUACAUUCAGUUAAA
Austrofundulus limnaeus is the source of this 1135-nucleotide messenger RNA. RefSeq names its product SPRY domain containing 4 (gene spryd4). The transcript is spliced from 2 exons. Gene Ontology annotation, molecular function: protein binding. The record is from RefSeq and is a predicted model, not a curated record. The coding region runs from base 28 to 702 and encodes 224 amino acids. Lineage: Eukaryota; Metazoa; Chordata; Actinopteri; Cyprinodontiformes; Rivulidae.